AGCUAAACAAAUAUAUGGGGUUCAUAGUUCACCCAAAGCAAAGUGAGCAAACAUGUGACCGGGAUUGGAUGACAAGUGAAAUCUCAAAGCACAAAUAUUACACACUUCUUCUGUCCAACCACACCAUUCCAACUCAGCUUCCCUUAUCCAUUUUCCCUCCUUUUUUCUUCCUCACACCAUAUCCUCUCUCUCUCUCUCUGAGCAAAAGCCCCCGAUCGGCCAAAAUCAAUUGAGAACAGAAAAUGUCAUUCACAAUCCCCGCAAGCCUCUCGAAGCCCUGCAAUCCAACACCGAGGUCGAUCGCGAAGCCGGCUAGGUCUUCCGCUCCAGUAAUCUGCUCUGCAACUUCCUCCGCCAAUGGAUCCACAGAUCCGCCGCCGUCGGCGUGGCUGAAGGCGUUCCCCGCCGCCUUCGCAAUCUCCUCCGUCCUCUUGUCGGCGCCUGCGCUUCCAGCCGCCGCAGACAUCUCGGGGCUGACGCCGUGCAAGGAGUCCAAGCAGUUCGCCAAGCGGGAGAAGCAGCAGCUGAAGAAGCUGGAGGCGGCGUUGAGCAAAUACGAACCCGACAGCGCUCCUGCUCUCGCUCUCAAGGCCACCAUUGAGAAUACUCAGCGCAGAUUUGAGAAGUAUGGGAGUCAAGGGUUGUUAUGCGGAUCAGAUGGUCUGCCACACUUGAUAGUGAGCGGGGAUCAGAGGCAUUGGGGAGAGUUCAUCACCCCGGGGCUACUCUUCCUGUACAUUGCAGGGUGGAUCGGGUGGGCUGGGCGGAGUUACCUGAUCGCCAUUAGAGACGAGAAGAAGCCGACAAUGAAGGAGAUCAUCAUCGACGUCCCCUUGGCCAACCGACUCAUAUGGAGAGCCUUCAACUGGCCCGUCUCUGCUUACAGAGAGUAUGUCAAUGGGGACCUUGUUGACCCUAAUGUCUAAAUCCUUUCAUGUAUACAAUCUAAUGUUUACUCUUUGUACCAUGCGUACCGAGUAUGAUAUUUGCUCUUAAGUUUUUUUUUGUUUAUCUAUUACUUCCUCCCUCCUUGAAAGACUUUCCGGUUGUGAGUUAUGAUAUAUAGUGGUGUAAAAUUGUAAAAUAAAAUAUACUUUGUAUU
Messenger RNA from Cuscuta campestris, 1102 nucleotides. NCBI's taxonomy places the organism in Eukaryota, Viridiplantae, Streptophyta, Magnoliopsida, Solanales, Convolvulaceae. The record is from the annotation of a GenBank genome assembly.